AUGUUCGAGCGUGUUCUCUUCCGGAGAAAUGACCAUGACAUCAUCAAUACUGUGGAUGAUAUAACCAUCACCACCGCGGAUAACCGCGAGCGGAGAAACCACUACUUGGCGCUGCGGUUCGACCGCUCUUCGAUAAUGGAAGCGGCGGAGUCCCCCUUUCAAAGCGGCGGUGAGAGGUCCGUCGAGCCUAGUCGUGGCAGGAUGACUAGCCAUUGGACUUCGGGUGGCCGUGGCAACCCUGUAGAGAACAAGGAUUGA
This is a messenger RNA of Perkinsus marinus ATCC 50983, 258 nucleotides long. RefSeq lists its product as hypothetical. The record is from RefSeq and is a predicted model, not a curated record. The transcript has a single exon. Lineage: Eukaryota; Perkinsozoa; Perkinsida; Perkinsidae. The coding region runs from base 1 to 258 and encodes 85 amino acids.